Messenger RNA from Paraglomus brasilianum, 408 nucleotides. Lineage: Eukaryota; Fungi; Glomeromycota; Glomeromycetes; Paraglomerales; Paraglomeraceae. The record is from the annotation of a GenBank genome assembly.
AUGGCUUCCGCAAACAAAAUUUUGAUGCUUUUGGUCCUUAUCACCGUCCUGUUUGCAACUUUAGCAACCUCCACGCCAAUCCCGGACCUUGACAAGAGAGCGCCCGUUAUGCACGUUUCUGCGCCACGAUCUGGUUUCUUUUGGGCUCAAAAAUCUUUGCAAAAUGUUAGCUGGUGGUGCACCGAAUGCAAAGCUACAGAUGGUGUAAAGAUUAAGAUCAUCUGCAAUGGUAAAUCGGCAUUUUCUACAACUGGUAACAAUGCAAAUACUGGCCAAAAGGACAUUAAAGUCGAUCCUGCGUGGGCCCCUGAGGGCGCUAGUUGUUCAGUCAAAGUAGUUCUUAAAAGUAAUUCUAACGUUUUUGGAACGAGUAAUGGGUCAGUUAUUAUUGUUAAGACUCAAGAGUAA